CCCACGGACAGAAGUCUCUCGCCAGGCCAUGGUAUGUACCGGUAGGUAGAGGUUCUGAAGCCACCAGACACAUAGAAAGGCUAAUGCCAUUAUUAUCACUCCAAAGUACCGUAGGUGGCUUGCACAAGACAGGACGGGACACUGCAGGGGAAAGGGGAAAAUACAAACAACAACCCUAGCUACCUUAAGGACCUCGCAAGCCUGGCAAGCCUGGGUAGGCACUUUAUUCUUUCAAGACGAGGCCCUAACAUGGACUACAAGCAGUUCUGGACUACAAGCAGUUCUAAAUUUAAGCCAGUCGAAAGCUUGGUUGACCAACGUUGGAGAAGGGAGAGAGAAAAAAUGUGUUACUGCGAUUCAGCUCUGGUUGUAGCAAGAUCUCUGUUUUCACAUCAAUUGGGCCUAGACAUCCAGGGUAUUACUUGCGAAUACCCUAACAGACAAAACUAGAUGGGAGAUCGCAACAUAAACAUGAGGUUUAUAGUGCGAGACACUUAACAUGAAGAACAAAAUAGGCGAGAGAGCUGUGACAGUUUUUAGGUGCUGGGGGCGCUGAAUCAGAAGAGCGUCGCUGAUUUUGAUGCACGCCUGGUGAAGUGGAAUUGUUUGCCGCCACUCUUGCCCGACCGGAUACCAAACCCCAUCAAGCUGCUGAGAUUCGACAGGAAAAACCUGAAACGACAACACCCAUUUUCUUUUCGAAGUUCCGUCUGAUUCAAUUGAUACGCACUGGGCGCAUUAUGAAUGACUGUUUUCGUAUCGCCAAUGGCCUCCGUUACGCGCUCCAGGCGAGCUGAAAGCCACACCACAUACCCGAUGCUGCAGACGCGGUUCAGCAAUAAUAGCAACAAGAAGUUGGUCUUUUCGCAAGCGAUUUCCGUUGCUCCAAAACGCCGUCGCGACGAACAUCCCGAAAAGCCAAUUGAUAUCAAUCCCAUUCAAUCGCCCAAAAGACAGCGACUCACUAUUAAUUUGUCGUCGUCGCCAAACGCAGACUUUCACCCCAGAACGGUCGCGGUGCCGCCACCACCUCCUCUUACCCACCCUCCGACGCGCUCCCGACCGAGCCGAGACGCUGCGACCGCGGUUCACUGUUCACCACCAUCAACAUCAACAUCAACGCAUAAUCAAGCCGGGAAACCCCCAGCCCGAAUCCGGUCGCGCCCGUCAUUACCACCGCCGCUACCAUCCCUCUCAAGUGCAUACAGUACAGAUAUAUUACAACCGCCGCAGGUAAAAGCGGGUUCAACCAAUAUAGAGUCUUCCAGGCCGAUAGCCAGAGCUCGAAACGCUGUGUCCCGCGAGCUGGGUAGUCUGCACGUCAAGCCCUCGGAAACAAAGGCCACUGAAGGUCGUAAGCUACGCUCCCAGGAAAACACACGGCUCAAGAGUGACCUCUCGGCUUAUUUCCCGGAUUACGAUGAGGUCAUUGGAAAUGAUCCGAGGCAGGAAAAUCUACUGGAGCCCUAUACUUCUAUAGUAAUAGUCGAUGACCCAAAGGUGGAACGCGACCAGCAAGACCACCGGAAAGUUGAAUCCUUCCCAGUCAGGAGCUACAGCGACGGCCUUUUCGCCAACCUCGUCGAUACCCAGGUGUUCAACCUUGACUUCCUGCAGAAUCAACUUUCCCUGGACGACGAUCACACCGACCCUCUUCCAGACGCGCUGUUCGAGCCGGUACACAAACGCGCCGAACGCGCCGAACGCUCCGUCCGGAAUACGGAAAGGGGUCGCGCUCAGCACGAGAAGGAGCAGAUCAUACGCCUCUUGGAUGGGCUCCAGGGCCACGACUGGCUGAGAGUGAUGGGCGUUAGCGGAAUUACCGAGACCAAAAAGAAGGAGUUCGAGGAACCACGACAGCACUUUAUUCGCGGAUGCGAGGCCAUCUUGGAUAAGUUUCGACUAUGGGGCGUCGAGGAAAAGCGGCGAAAAUUGGAAAAGGAGCGGGCAAUCGCUCAAGCAGCACGGGCAGAGAGCGAUGAUUCCUUAGCCGAGGAAGAUGCCAAGAAUGAGGAUAUGAGAGAAGAACAAGAAGAGGGAGACGAGGAGGACGAGGAGGACGAGGAUGAGGGAAACGACGAGGAAGUUCCCGACAGCGAGGCUGAAAGCGAUUUGGAUGCUUCUAUCGCCAAACAGCUGAGUGAUGAGACACAAGCCCGUGCACGCUCUAGGAAACAGCACCAAAGAACACAUCCCUCCAUGGAGUCCCUGGAUUUACUGCCACCUAGGCCCUUCACGUCCUUCUUCGAGAAGAAGUAUCAACGGGAUGCAGCCCUUAGCAGGAACCGCCGGAAGGGACGGACAGUCCUUGCAUGGGGUCAUGUGGUCCCUGAGAUGGAAGUGGAGGACUUUGAACUACCUGAAGAGUUUUUGGACGAAGAGAUCCUGAGAAGAAAUGCAAGACGAAAGAGGAGGGACAAGAGAGGUGUUCUCAGACGGUGAAGUUGUGAUUCGGGUCACCUAGACUGCCUGCCCGGGGAAUGAGCCGACGUUUUGUGCAUUGUUAGGUUUGCAUUAUACUACCAGUUGGAAUAUGAUACCAGUUUGCCAGGCACUAACUAGAUGGCCAAUAUCAAUGCGAUUAGGAAGCUGGUCAUUGUUGAAUGUUGCUGACGUUCGGGACGUCUAUAAUUACAGCCGUGUAGUAUGUAUUGAGAGAAGGGCUGUCUGAGUGUCUUCACGACAUCCACACUAGAAAAGGUCGUUAAUUCCCUAUUCUAGCCAACAUGCCCUCCCUCCCAGGUCACUGGUGGGAAGGACGCAAAUGAUAUAAGAGAGAUGAAUUUUUCUUAUCAAAUGUACAACUAGAACAAUCCUUGAAAUGUAGGUGGCACAUGCCAUUGCUUCA
Messenger RNA from Pyricularia oryzae 70-15, 2848 nucleotides. RefSeq lists its product as uncharacterized. The transcript is spliced from 2 exons. NCBI's taxonomy places the organism in Eukaryota, Fungi, Ascomycota, Sordariomycetes, Magnaporthales, Pyriculariaceae. The record is from RefSeq and is a predicted model, not a curated record. Gene Ontology annotation, molecular function: histone acetyltransferase activity. The coding region runs from base 745 to 2442 and encodes 565 amino acids. Gene Ontology annotation, cellular component: SAS acetyltransferase complex.